UCCUUGGGAGUUGAGCGUGUCACCAUACGUGGUUUCACGGCCCCUCGUUCCACGGGGUUGCGCCUGCGCGGUGGCGGCAGGGGCGUCCGGAAUCUGAGCGUGUUUGUCAGUUUCUCCGCCCACUUCUUCCGACAUGAACGGCGAGAAUUUCGGCGCUAGCGAGCGGCUGGUGAACGCGGCCUACGUGCGGCAGGGGGCGCAGGGCCGGCGCGCGCAUGAGCUGCGCCUGCGGGCGUUGCUGGAGCAGGGCAAGUGUCCUGAAGAUGGAUGGGAUGAAAGUACCAUCGAACUCUUUCUUCAUGAACUUGCCAUUAUGGAUAGCAACAAUUUUCUGGGCAACUGUGGUGUGGGUGAGAGGGAAGGAAGAGUGGCAUCAGGAAUGGUUGCCCGUCGGCAUUACAGGUUAAUCCAUGGAAUUGGGAGGUCAGGGGAUAUUUCUGCUGUCCAGCCUAAAGCCGCAGGUUCUAGCCUUUUGAACAAACUUACUAAUUCAGUAGUUCUGGACAUUAUAAAACUGGCUGGUGUCCGGACAGUGACCAGUUGCUUUGUGGUUCCUAUGGCAACUGGCAUGAGUCUAACCCUGUGUUUCUUAACACUGCGGCACAAGAGACCAAAGGCAAAGUAUAUUAUUUGGCCACGCAUAGAUCAGAAAUCCUGCUUUAAAUCUAUGAUAACUGCAGGUUUUGAGCCAGUGGUGAUAGAGAAUGUAUUAGAAGGUGAUGAGCUGCGCACAGACGUAAAGGCGGUAGAGGCUAAAAUCCAGGAUCUUGGAGCUGAAAAUGUUCUCUGUGUUCAUUCUACUACAUCUUGCUUUGCUCCAAGGGUACCUGACAGACUGGAAGAACUGGCUGUGAUUUGUUCUAAUUAUGACAUUCCUCAUAUUGUCAACAAUGCAUAUGGAGUUCAGUCUUCAAAAUGUAUGCAUCUCAUCCAGCAGGGUGCUCGAGUAGGUAGAAUAGAUGCUUUCAUCCAGAGCUUGGACAAAAAUUUUAUGGUUCCAGUAGGUGGUGCUAUCAUUGCUGGUUUCAAUGAUUCCUUCAUCCUGGAUAUCAGCAAGAUGUACCCAGGGAGAGCAUCAGCAUCUCCUUCCUUAGAUGUCCUCAUUACACUACUGUCCCUGGGUGAAAGUGGUUAUAGACAGCUACUAAAAGAGAGAAAGGAAAUGUUUUCCUAUCUUUCAAGUCAGCUGAGGAAGCUAGCAGAAGUUUACAAUGAGAGGCUGUUGAACACACCACACAAUCCUAUUUCCUUAGCUCUGUCUCUAGAGAACCUAGAUAAACACAGUGACAUGGCUGUUACUCAGCUUGGAUCUAUGCUUUUCACAAGACAAGUAUCAGGAGCAAGGGUGGUUCCCCUUGGGUCUUCGCAAACAGUGAAUAACUACACUUUCAAAGGCUUUAUGUCACAUACAAAUUACUAUCCCUGUGCUUACCUCAAUGCUGCUUCAGCAAUUGGAAUGAAAAAGCAAGAUGUAGAUCUGUUCCUAAAAAGACUGGAUAAGUGUAUGAAGACUUUUAGAAAAGAAAAGAGCAAUGGAAAAGAUGUGCCUGAAAUGGAUAACUGUACUAAACAUACAAGUGCAGGAGAAGCUGAAGACUAGAACAAGAUGCAGAUUUUGGAACACACAAAGUUUGGUGUGUGUUUGGGGGUUGUUUUUUUCAGGGGGGAGGGGGAUCGUUUUUUUUUGUUUUGUUUUUGUGUGAAGUUUGUAUCCUGUUUGUAUUGUGGAAUAUGCAAUACAGGGAAUGGAAAAAAACUUGGAUGAAAUUCAGAUUUUAAAAAAUUAUUGAGUAACAUUCAUCGCUGUGCAGACAGCAAACCAUAAGGCUUUUGCACCUCUUAAAACCCACUCAAAUAUUCAAAUAGGGCUUAAAUAGUAUGAAGGCUCUAAGAUGGGUCUUUAGAAAUGAAUUUGCCCCAUUGUGAUUGGAGUUGGACAAAUAUCUGAAGAAAAUUUCAGUGAAUAUUGAUUAAUAUUUUAAACUGAAUUUGCUUUAGCAGUGUUUUGUAUCUCUUCUGAUUUUGCUAUUGGUGUUCAUUUAGCAAACAGUCCUUUUUUGCUCACAAAAAUGUCUCUGGAAUGAUUGUUCAUACAUGUGUGAGUAUUUGCUCAUGAGUGCAUUCACAGCCAUUUCCUGCUACAUCUCUUUAUGGGCAUGAGAGGGGAGAUAGAUAUUAUUAAAUGAAAUUUUAAAAUAAUGUGAGCAUGAGAUACAAUGGGGAGAGAUGGUUUUUCCAAGUCCCUUUCCUGAUAGUAAUUUGAACAGCUGAAAACAGGAGCAACAUGUUUGAAGUCUGUACAUGUUCUUAGCCGGGGAACACCAUGGAAAGGCACAGACUCCCUAUGGCAAAGGGAAAUCUACAAGGGAGUGUAACAGGGCAAUUUACAAGGAUUCAGCCAAUCCUCAGCCCCUGGAAAGACUUUCAGGGUUGAAUAGUCCCACAGGAAGCAUAUGGGGGUAAACAGCAAGGAAAGAAGGGGGCUGCAGUAGGAAGGCAAUGAAAUGGGAAGAUCUCCCCUCCCUCUUGCAUUUGAUUUGUGCCUUAAUAAUUGCUCUCCUGAAUAGGAGAAAUCAGUGGACCUGAAGUAAUGGGAGAUUUGGUUCUCCUAUGGGCCCUAAGGAGGGACAGCAGAUAUUCAUGGGGACUCCCAGGAUGUUAGAUUUACUCCAGCACUUCGAUAAAUUUGGAGACCAUGCCUCCUAAUUCUGAACCAUCUCCUGUGGGUGGUGGUGCUGCUGCCCCAACUAUAUUCAGUCACUGACUGAACCGGUUAGCCUAGCUAAGGGCUCAUAUCACUGAGUUUGCUUUUGUUGGCGUAGGCUUGUAAAGUUUUUCAUUUUAAAAAAGAAAUUAAAACGGGAUUCAUGUGGUAUAUGCAGAGUGGCAAUUUGGUUAAAUUAAAGAUAUUCCAAAUCCAUUUAUUGGCCGAGUGGAGCAAGAUCUAACGCUCAACUCAGUGGCAUUUCUGUGUUUGUCUGUAAUGUGAUAACUUUGGUAUGCCACAUCUGAUCAAUUUUAAAAAUAAUGGAAUGUUCUAGGCAUCCGUGGGCACACUUCUAUUAGUUCUGAUGGAAAUCAAAACACCAGAAGUGCCUGAUUCAGAGGAAAAUCAGGGCCACAGACUGCCUGUUGCCACAGGCAGAGGAAUCUCUGCUGCCCCCUGUACAUAGCAGAGGCAGCAGCUUAACCUGUUGAGGGGGAAGACUGUAGCCUGGACUCUAACAGAAGUGAGAGCUUUCUAGACAUGGUAUAUAUGGGGGGUGGGGGGUGGAGAGAGCCCAGUGCAUGGGGGAGGAGUAGGGACCCAGAGAGGGAGGGGGUCAGGGUGAGGGUAUGCAGCAGGGACCAGAGGGAUGGGACAGUCGUGAUGGGUGAAGCAGGGACCCAGAAGCGGGGGAAAGGGAGAUGGAGAGGGAAGGAAGCAGGGACCCAAAGAGGGCUGGGUGGGGGGGAAAGCAGGAUCUGCAAGAGAAUGUAGGGAUGGGGAAUGGUGGUGGUGAGGGAAGCAGGGGCCCAGAGUGGAGAUGUGGGGAGGAGAAAGCAGGGUUGUGGAUGGGGAGUCAGGAGGGGCAAACCAUAAAUACUUGAGGGUGGGGAGCAAGGACCUGGAGAGUGGGGAAUGGUGGUUGGGAGUGUAACAAGGCAUAGCAGGGCCCCCCUUGAUUCUGCCUCUGCUCUGCUCCAAAAACCACUCCAAGACCACCUGGCUCGGCAGUCACCAGUGCAGUUUAUUUGCAUAGUGCCAUCCCACCAUCUUCUCACCAGGUGUACAGCUUGGGGAUUCCAGCCUUGAGGACUCCUUAGUCUCUGGACUCAGGAGGGCAGAGCUACCACACUCCUUCCUUGGCUCCCCUCCCCCUGCCUCUGGGCCUGUAUAUAGAACCAGGCUAAUCAGGCUGGCAGCUGUUUCUCCUUUGCCAAUUAGCCACUGGUUUACCUCCUUUAAUUGGAGCUGGAGUGACAGAGGGCUGGCUCAGUCAUUCCUGCUGAGUACCCUGUCACAGGGAGGGAGAUAUGCAGGGGACACACACAGACCAGAGCAAUGGGGGUACACGCUGAGCCCCUGGUAUGAGGAAAGGGGUGGAGGAGUUGUAGGGAGACCCUGAAAUAGAGGAGGAUGCAGUAUGACACACAAGGAAUUUACUGCGGUGGAAAUGGAGGAAUGCAAGUAGCCCCUGGGGGUGCAUUGUGCGUGGCCUGCUGAAGCUAUGAAGAAUGUGGCCCACUAGUUUUACUUACACACACACACACACACAUUUUGUUAUACCAUUGUCUGUGGUGACUUGGCAUAUUUUUACUUUAACAUAAUACCACCGUUUAAAUGCUGCAUGCAUUCUAUCCUCAAGUUAGAUUUUUGUUAAACUUAUUCGUUCACAAGCAUGAUUUGUAUGUUCCAUUGUAAAAUACUGUUAUACAAACUAAGGCCCAUAAAUUGUAGAAUUCUGCCAACCGGAACAGAACUGCCAGACCUCCUAUUCUGUCCAUGCCACAAGCCUUGUUGCCCCAUUUGCCCACUUCUUCCACAGGCAUCGUCAUGGCUUCUUUCCCCAACACUAAUCUCUAUGCCUGGAAUGCCCUGCAAGGCUCACUAUUCUCUCUGCAGUCAAAUCUGUUCUUCAGGCUCACACUGAAGACUCAGCAAAUGCCCUCAUGAAGCGAGUCAAUUUAAUUAUUUUUUUAAAACCUUGUACCAUCAUGAUGUGCAUGUGCCUUAAACUAAAUAUCUCUGUGAUCUUAUUGCUGCUACUCUUGUUACUCCUCAUCCUGCUGUUUGCCACUCUCACUUGCUGUGUCGCUGUCAUUUGUCAUGUCACAUCUUAAUUUAAACCGUAAGCUCUGGAAGCCAGAUGCUGUGGGUAAUUUAAUAAUAACUUGAAAUGAAAUUUGAUUUAAAUAAUCCAAACUCCAAUGUAUUUUUAAAAAACAAAUGGAAAAGAAUGACCAAACCUUUGUGUUGGUCUCUUACAAUGCAGAGCUAGUUCUGUAGAAAAGAUCUGAGCCAAAUUAUUAAACAGAAUGCUUUUAAAGGAAGAUUAGAACGUCAUUGACCACUAUCCACCAGUAUGCAUGAUAAAGUAAGUAAUGUACAUUCCAAUUAUGCUUCAGUUACUAACUUAAUCUUUCCAUAUGUCCCUUAUAAAAAACAAUUAUCGACAAGGUCCCCUCAAGACUAUGGGAAAUACUACCCUUUGGAAGUGGGCAGAGUUUCACAGCACUGCUGCUAGAAGGUGGUGAUAGAAUGAAGGCGGCUCUCUUUUGGAGGUAGGGUGAGAGGGAAAAGCUGAUAAUGGCUGCCUUCCAUGAAAAUUUUGCAAUGAGAUUGUAUGGGGAAGGGGAAGAACUCAAGAACCUUUGCCGCACUGCACCCAGCCACAAAGUUCAUAAGAGGGCAGGAGUGAACUGACAUUUGACCUGAUGAUCAUGUGGAGAUUUUGAGCAACUGCACUUUCAACAUGAUGGAAGAAGUAAGGCCACGGGGCCUCCCACAACUUUUCAAAGAAAACCAAAUUAAGUGGUUGAGAGGGGUGGUUCUGUUUGUAGGAGGGGGGCCAAUGCUUUUUCCUCUCAAGGUGUGCGAGAUGCAGUGCUUUAGUUCCAUUUUACCAUGUAAUAACUUGUGCUAAUUAGUUGUUCCUGAAUGUUUGACAUGUCUGAUUAAUUGUGUAUUAAGAUCACCUGUAAUGUCUUACUUUAAAUGAUCCAGGGCAAAAAUACAUAAUAAAUGUUUGAGUAUA
Molecule: messenger RNA, 5738 nt
Organism: Malaclemys terrapin pileata
Lineage: Eukaryota; Metazoa; Chordata; Testudines; Emydidae
Gene: SEPSECS
Product: Sep (O-phosphoserine) tRNA:Sec (selenocysteine) tRNA synthase
Exons: 11
Coding region: 134-1600 (488 amino acids)
Biological process (GO): conversion of seryl-tRNAsec to selenocys-tRNAsec; selenocysteine incorporation
Molecular function (GO): tRNA binding; O-phosphoseryl-tRNA(Sec) selenium transferase activity
Source: RefSeq, a predicted model, not a curated record